This is a messenger RNA of Hevea brasiliensis (rubber tree), 1562 nucleotides long. RefSeq lists its product as uncharacterized. The coding region runs from base 396 to 1124 and encodes 242 amino acids. NCBI's taxonomy places the organism in Eukaryota, Viridiplantae, Streptophyta, Magnoliopsida, Malpighiales, Euphorbiaceae. The record is from RefSeq and is a predicted model, not a curated record. The transcript is spliced from 2 exons.
GUAAUUUCAAACAAUCACUCUUCACUGUUGAGUAUUUAGCAUUUGUGUUGUAUGCUUAUUCACGGAGCAAACAAAGCGGCAAAAGGCACCAACGGCCAUUAAAAAUGGACCUUCCCACUCCUUAUAUAAACACAUAACACAAACACCACUCUUUCCGAAUUCGUUUUCUCAGAUUUCCCCACUAUUUUCUCGCCCAACAAACGCUCCCUAAAUCCCCGCCAAUACACACAUCCGCUCCAACCGCCGGCGUCCAUCCCUUUUCUCUAUUUAAUAGGAAGACUGCCAUGCAUUGUACUAAGACCCAUAAUACCAACACCAACUAGGAAGAUCAAGAAUCUGAUGAUAGAAUAAACAAAGGUAACAAGUUUACUUACGUUCUAGACCGGUGGUUGUGGAUGGCUGGGAGCUUUGUAAAUGGUGCCAGGGGAAAUUCAAAUUCCGUUGUCAAUUAUAUUAAGAUGGAACAUAAAGAUGGAGUGGUGUUUCCCCGCUUCUACACGGCUUUACCAACAUCAACAGCAUCCUCGUUCUCGUCAACACCGGAGAAAGAUGCCGCCGGUAACCGGAAAAAGAAAAGUAAGAGGAAGUUCUUGCGUGCAGUUAAGGCUGUACUCUUCGAGAUAUCAUUUGCUAAGAAGAUCAAGAAAAAAGUGUUUCCAAGGAAGACGAAGCAGUCUAAUGUUGAUCCAUCAGCAAAAGUUGAAAAGCAUUUGAACCAUGUGAAGGGAAACUCAUCGUUUCAAAAAUUUUCCAAGAAAAAUGACGGAACAAGCGUAACUUUUGCUCCUUCUAUGAAUUCUUCUGCUUGGUCUUCACGCAAUUCGCCAACGAAUUCAACGAAUUCCAAUCCAUUCGGGGACAAUAGACUUCCAUUUGAAUCAUAUAGUUCAUUUGAGACCCAAAAGAAGCAAGACAUGGAACAAGAGAAUAAUGGAAAAGGGAAUUAUAGUUCCAAUACAGGGUUGUUCUUGCUUCUCGUGACUCUCUCGGUUCUGGUCUGCUGGGGCAAGGUAUAUGCUAUCUUGUGGACUUCGACAUGGCUUUUCUUUGUCCCUAACUUGAAUGCACGGAAUAAAUUACUGAGAAGUAAGGCUAAUUCUCGAUCCAUGGAUUUAGCGGAGUAAGAGAAGAAGAUCUUUAUGGAAGGGUUGCUGGACACGAACCGCAGCCGUGCUCCAUAGCCCUUGUGAGUUGAGACAAGCUAAUACUAUAGGAUUUUGCUCUGCCAAAAGACGUAGGAGGUUUAAAUAAUUUUGUAGUUUUUCUGCUGUCUUCAAGUGUAUAUAGGUAAAAAUAUUCAUGCAGGUUUUUUUUUUUUUUUUUUAAUUUAUUGGAAUAUAUGGCUAGUUGCAGACAUGCAUUAAUGCAAAGCUAAAGGCUCAUUGCUUUUGUAAUUUGUUUUUUUUGCCAAAAAUUUUGUGCUGGCAUCAAUUUUCACAAUAGUGUGUACUAAUUUUGACAAGUACACGAAAACAGAGAAAAUCAUACAUAUGAACUUUUCAAAGCAAUGAUUAUGUAAGUUUCUCUCUUGUAGUUUAGAAAUUGUUGAAUCGACUUAAUAA